This is a messenger RNA of Alternaria alternata, 1576 nucleotides long. RefSeq lists its product as hypothetical. NCBI's taxonomy places the organism in Eukaryota, Fungi, Ascomycota, Dothideomycetes, Pleosporales, Pleosporaceae. The transcript is spliced from 3 exons. The record is from RefSeq and is a predicted model, not a curated record. Bases 392 to 1477 code for a protein of 361 amino acids.
CGAUGUUUCUAUGUAGCUGCAAAUUCAAGUUGAUACCUCCCUACCAAUCGCUCUUCCCUCGUUUACUUACCACGUGGCUCGUUGAUCACUGAACAACUAUCGUCGCUUCCUCUCGAAAAUGCGACACCCUACAAUUGUAUCGAGCAUGUGACCCAGACACAUCUCUCCUAAAAGAGGGAAUCGCAUCAUGGACCCCCCUCGCUCCCGACCUUGCACCCACGGUACUCAUCGAACCGCUACCAGAUAACAAUACGACCCUGAGAAUCUGGGAGCCUGCCACUGCCCUUGAAGCAUUCCUGCUCUCCUGCCAUCGUCGUUCAUCACCCUUUCCAGUAUUCACGACAUUGACCUGUAACUACACAACACCGUACAGACAUCCAUCCCGACCAGUAUGGUACGAACUACCUCGUGGGAGAAGACACGAUCAUGCUUCUUCAUGUUCGUUCGCGCAAAAUCCACACGCUGGCCUAACAGCACCAGAUCCGCAACAGAUGCACUCCUUGCUCUGUCUAUACUCAUCGCUGUAGCACAGUUCGGUCUCUGCGCCGCCAUGGCGCACUGGUUGCUUAGCUCACACCGCGAGGUUCAGUGCUGGAACGUGAGCAGCACGAGAGAUCUGGACUUCAACGGCUUUGGGCUAGGGUCCAGACCAUCGGACUUCGUAUUCCAGACGGAGACCAAGAGCUUGCCGCUUACCUAUGCAAACUUGGACAAGACCUUCAACGUGGAGAGAGCUCAAGAAAACGGAGAAGGUCUGUCAGGGCCUGAGUAUCUGAGUGCUGGAGCCAUUGGUGGGACAUUUACAAUCAUCGCGAUCCUCGUUUUCAACCCUCUGUUGCUGGUUAUUGACCUUUUGCUCCUGCUUCGAAGCCACUACCGGUCCGCACGAAUCUCCAACCGUGCUGGCAUGCUCUGGUCUAUGUGCUUCUCGAUUUAUUUCCCCCUGGUUACUCUAGGUGCUGUUUGGCUAGAUAGCUUUCCUAGCGACAAAAUCGACGACAGCUACGAUACGUGCUGGCAAUAUGACAAGACAAUGAAUGUGUUGGAAGGGCGGAGCCGAUGGGCAAAGGGUAUCGUACGAGGAUGUGAGAUUUUGGGAAUGCUGGGAGCGUUAUGCAUGGUUGCCUACUUCGCAUUCGCUCUCUUUGCCGCGUACAUGAAUCAACGAGCCGAUGCGCAACAGUCGAUCAGACUAGACGAUCUUAGUAACCCUUCGUCCACUACCCACACUGACAACCACCGUGAUCUACCAUCUGCUGGCCUCGGCACUCGGGCAGGCCCCAUCCGGAUGAACAACUUCGGCAUCACGUUCAUAGAUGCUACCCCAGGCUCAGACAGCCAGUCCAGAACUGAAAGGUGCCGGCAAAGGCCGUGUGAGGAUCAAGAAGUUCUGACAAAUCCCUUCGCAGAUCCUGAAGACCCGUAUAGAGGCGGGGUGGGGAGUCAGAGGUCAGACAGUGGAGAUAAACAACCCUGAAAAAGUGCUACUCGACAAGCAGGCAGCAGGGAUAGGUAUUCAUCAGUCCCUCAAUUUCUCGGCACACUCAUCGUAGAUUCGGUCCUGUAGCUAAGACGU